Lytechinus variegatus (green sea urchin) is the source of this 2315-nucleotide messenger RNA. RefSeq lists its product as uncharacterized. The coding region runs from base 82 to 2283 and encodes 733 amino acids. The transcript has a single exon. The record is from RefSeq and is a predicted model, not a curated record. Lineage: Eukaryota; Metazoa; Echinodermata; Echinoidea; Temnopleuroida; Toxopneustidae.
AUCUUGCGUUUUAAUAUAGAUGAAGCCAGGCGAUCACGGUAGACGUAGAUUUUCGACGUCCCAGUGUUCUCACAAUCUUGAAUGAUGGAUGCUAGAACAAAAUUCUGUUUGAUUAUUCUAAUCACAUCAUAUAUCCAGAAUGCCAGAUGUAUACUCUAUUUGGAAUACAGUGGUAGCACCAGAGCCGAGGUUAGCAUUGGCACCCUCGCAGCGUUUGAAUGUUCCUCGUCACGGCAAAUCUCUGAAGGCAAUUUGCGAACCGGUCGGAUUGAAUGGGGCAGAAACACGAGAUACUCGGUAUCUACUCAAGUCAUUGCACGGUGGACAAAUGAGCAUGGAAUUGAGAUCUUAGUCGAUAACUCCGAUGAACGAUACAAUAUUGAAGGUGGAAUCCGAUCAAACGGACGUUUCAGACAGGAUCUGACUAUUCGAAAAGUUCAACGGAUUGACCAGACUGAUAGUACUGGGUAUUAUUGUGCUUUAUUCGAUUCUUCAGAGAAUAUGUUGUUUAAAUCUGGAUUCGCUCCAUUGACUGUCAAAUAUCCUCCUGCAGAACAUUAUCCUCUUUGUACCGCGACACCAAAUGACAUCACCAGAGAAGUAAUGCUUGUGUGUAUAUCCGAGAAAACUACUCCAGAUGUAACUGUACAAUGGUAUAAAGACGGUGAGAAGGUGUCGGAUGCUCAUCCAAGUGGUUACACAAUGAAAUCGACCUAUGAGGCCCGUGAAGAUGAAUUACACGGCGAAUUCGAAUGCCGACUAUAUUACGAAGACGGAGCUGAUGUUGAGGUUCGUCGAUCCUGUACAUUCAGUAAACCUCGAGUGGCUAUUUUAAGGAUGGGAGGGGAAACUCCAAAUGAAGAAAGUACAUAUCAUGCAUUUGCUGUAUCUAACCCCCCUCUCACAUCCGACAUCAAUUGCACACUGGAAGCAUCUUCAGACACUUCUCAACGUUUCGAUAAAGAGUUUCCUGGAUAUGGGGUGGCAGCCGUUGGACCUGUAGCUCCAACUGAUAAUGGUAGCACACUGAUGUGUCAGGCCAAAAAUGUCUUCGGAACUGAGGAUGCCAGGAUGAGAGUAUACAGUCCAAGCGAUAACCAGGAUGGAGAAACUACUAUCCCGUCCGUUGUGACCAGUUAUAUGCAAGGCGGUCAAGUUCUCCAAGUCGCAAUUUGGCCCAAAGUGCUAGAAAUAAUUCCUGGAGAGAACGCGACGUUUAUGUGUAGCUACAGCCUUACCAUCCACUCGCGUGUUACGGCACAAGUAGAUAUCAAAUGGGAACAUGACGGCACAAUUACUACUGAGACAGAAGAGAAUGUCCUUUUCAUCACCAAUGCAGAGUAUGAUUUCAAAGAGACAUUGGUAAAAUGCGUUGCUUCUGUUAUUACCGAUGACCCAAUGAUCAAUACAGUUCCUGAACGUAGUUCUGCAACAGUUCGAAUCGGCAAAACGAGUCCUUGUGACCCAAAACUAUUAUCCUCGCACUCGACCCAAGGACAGUCCCAGACCAACAUGAAACCUUAUUAUAUCGCCGGCAUAAUCGUUUUGGCCGGAUUGGUUUUCAUAUUGAUUAUCGCUCUAAUGUUUGUAAUGGUGAGAAAACAGAAACAUCAGAAGAAAUCUCGCUCUGACUCUAAACAAUCUUCUAGCUCUCAAGUUACCUACCGUGCUGAUUCUGCCUCUGCAGGAGAAAGACCUGACAACAGAAUCGUCCGUCAAGCAUCCAUCCAGCGAGCAUUACCGGCCGAACCAAAUGAACCCGCAUCAACCACUACACUCCGAUCCGUUGUGACAUCACCUUCUCCAGCCACUUUGAUAAUCAAUGAUCCUGACAGACACAUGCUGGAAUCCAUCUCCAGUUGCAACACCUUUAAUACAACCACUACCGAUCUUCCAUACCAGGAGAUGGUUGGCGAUACUGGCAUCAGCAAGAGCCGCCACGGAAGUGUCUCGAGCAACGUCAAUUUCCAACGCCACGUCCCUCUUGUCCGCAGUCUCUCCAUUCCUGCAUCGAUGAUCCCUGUUCCAAAUGGAGGAUUCUUGCCUCCAACUGCUGGUGACCGUCCUGGUAUCCAACGUACGGUGAGCGAAGGUGCUGAUGACGACCCUUACGAAGAUCCCGAUGCUAUUCGAGAGCGUCGUCGGACGAACCGAGCUCCUAGCAACGAUUACCAGUCGACAAACAGUGGCUUAACAAUAAUGUCUAUGGCAAUUCAGAAGAAGCAACAAGCGUCCCAGUAUGCCAACUCAUCGCUUACGGAUGAUUCUGUUUUCCUUGUUUGAGAGGAUGACGACUUCAGCAUCCAUCCUUUUUU